AGCCCAUCAGCAGCAGCGGGCGGUGGACCAGGCGGAGGGCCGGACUCCUCCCAGUCCCACUUUUCCUCCUCUCUCCCCACCUACCUCCCCGUCCAGUGCCAACUAAGUGGUGCUGAUUCCGCCUUCUUCCUACGAGAAGCCAAUCAGGAGGUGAUGCGAAAUGGCAGCCUAUCAUCACGGACUGAGCCCUUCUUUCUCCACCAGCUAGAACCAGGCGUUUCUGCCCCGCAAGCCCUGCCAAGUGUAAACUGCAGUUAUGGAAAUAUGAGCAUUGAGCAGCCAAUCCCUGUGGAACUGCUUCAAGGUCCACCACCACAUCUGCUGCUCUCAACAACCCACGUGACGUUGAACUGGAAAGUCAAAGGUCAAGUAGUGGUGCCCAAAGUGGGGUCAACAAGGCCCUGGAUACAGGUACUGUUUUACCUGGUAGGGCGACGCUGGGAUGAGCCUGACCCGCCUCCUCCAUCCCUCUUCCCAUGUGUCAGGGCCUUGGCCAUCCGUGACACUAGUGAAGCAGCACCCUCGGCAGGCUGCCGACUCAUGGGACCAUCUGGUAUCUGUGUUGUCCGUCUGGAGAUUCCCCCAGCUUGGUUUACACCACCACAAGUGAGAAAAAGACCUCCUGAAGUGGCUCUGCCAUCAGUGGAUGUGUAUUACUCAAUUAUACCAGUGGAAUGGGCCGGUCAAGACUGUCCUUCCAUUGUUAAUGAGCCAUGGAAAGCUCCGAGCGCAAAUGCUGGGCCUCAUGGAGGCCUGGCCAUGGGCCUUGGGGGACAGUGGAGCACCCUAGUGGAUGGAGGUCUUCAGGACAUGCUGAAAGCUGGUUCUGUUGCAAUGAGCAUGGGCCCUGUUUCUGCCAAAGGAGAAAGACUACAGUUAGAUGACAAUGUGGAAGUUCUGGAGCCUCCCAGCCCUGUUCGUCUUGGCAGAACUGUGGCGUUUGCUAUCUACAUGAAGACAGAUUCAAAUAUGGAACAGUUUACAUUGAGGGUGUGGUUCCAGUCAGGUAUCAACUUCCUGGCUGUGAAACCCAGCAACCUUGUCGCGUGGGAGAUCAAACAGGAAAUGGCACCGGGAAGCAGUUCGUUGGCAGUGAUGUGCCAGAGAAAGGCCUCCUCCACAGCAGAGAGAUUGGAAAGUCCUUCCUAUGAGGUGAUGCAGCUCGACUUUGAGGUGGACAAUGUGAUUAACCUGGUGCCAACUCAGACUCUACACUGGAGCGUUGAGUACCCAGCUGGCACACAGACAACUUCCAGGCAAACAGAGAAAGUCUCACACCUCUACAUCAGCAGUGCCGACAUACAGGGCAUCGUACCACUGGCUGAGGACACAGAGGUUGUGAAUACAGCCAUCCUAACUGGUCGACGUGUCGCAGUGCCAGUCAAAGUGGUGACUGUGGAAAGUGAUGGGCAGGUGAGGGAGGUGGAUGACUCUAUCACCUGCAGCUCAUCAGAUGUGGAUGUGGUGAAGGUUUCCCCAAACUGUGACCAGGUUUUGGUGAAUGGCAAAGAAAUGCGUGGUCGGCAGUCUUUAACAGUCAAGUUCUCAUACCUGCACCUAUCUGCUCAGCUUCAGCUCACCGUCUGGGUACCCAAGCUACCGCUCCAGAUAGAUGUGUCAGAUACGGAGCUCAGUCAGGUCAAGGGCUGGAGGGUGCCAAUCAUCACUAACAAGAGACCUACCAGAGACAGUGAAGAUGAUGAGGACGAUGACAGAAAGGGCAAAGGCUGCACCCUGCAGUACCAGUACGCUUUGGUGCGGGUCCUCACUCAUUUUGUCGCAGAACCAUCUGACCCAGGUGGAGAGAUGGUUUACAUGCUGGGUGCUGACUGGCAAGCUGAUAUCACUCAUUUGGUCUUGGACCAAUUAAAGGUAGAAGAUCCUCGCAUUGCCAGACUAAUAGAUGGACGAAUCUUAGUCGGGCGGGACCUGGGGAUCACCAAUAUACAGGUUCUGUCCCCCCUGUCUGACUCUAUUCUGGCAGAAAAGACUGUGACUGUAUUAGAUGACAAGGUCACCAUUACAGACCUGGGAGUCCAGUUGGUUGCAUCUUUGUCCCUCACAAUGACUCCAAGUCCUGUAAAUUCCCAGGCCAUACAACUAACAACUACAGCUGCUGACUUGCUACAUACACCUAAACAGGAAGCUGUGAUCAGUGCAUGGAUCCAAUACAGCGAUGGUUCAGUGACACCACUGGAUAUAUAUGAUCCCAAAGACUUCCUGCUCUCAGCUGUCUCAUUGGAUGAGAGUGUCAUUUCUGUUACCAAUCAGGAACAGCACUGGCCCAUUGUAGUAGCAGAAGGUGAUGGACAGGGGGCAUUGUUUCGAGUAGAGAUGGUCAUCUCUGAAACGUGUCAGAAGUCAAAAAGGAAGAGUGUGCUGGCAUCUGGAGUUGGAAAUGUUAUAGUUAAGUUUGGAGCAAAAAGUGAAGAAAAAGGAGUGAUGGGAAGAGGUGGGCAAGAUGAUGGUGGAGGGAUAGAUAACAGCACCAGUGAACAACGGACAAAGGAUGGAGGAGAGUGGAAAUCUAACAGUGCAGCAGUGGACCGAGAGGAAGGAGCCAUGAGGAAGGUUAGCUCAACCACCAAGAGCACAGUAACCCAUCGUGCUUCAGGUGGCAAAGCUGCCAGUGGUGGCAGCAGCAGUAGUCGAGGCAGUGGUCCCAGCCAAGGAGGGGACUACAGUAGCUACCCAGCACAAGUGGAGGUACCAGGGACUGGAAAUAGUGAGCUAACCCAGACCACAAGAGGCCUGUCAGACCUGGAGAUUGGGAUGUAUGCCCUUCUGGGAGUAUUCUGCUUGGCAAUACUGGUUUUCCUCAUCAACUGUGUCAGCUUUGCUUUCAGGUACCGCCACAAACAAGUGCCAGUGCUAGAGGCAGGAGGCAACAUGAACCACGCCCAUGACUGGGUGUGGCUUGGCACUGAGGCUGACCUUUUAGCGGACCACUCUGACCAAUGCCAGGGUGGGGUGCCAGAUGAGUGCACCACCAUCAUAGACCGGAAUGAAGGGGGAUACGAGGAGAACAAGUACCUACUGAAUGGGGCCGGUAACACCUUGGUAAUGGGCAUGGGCACCAUAAGUAGGAGCGGGGCCACAGGUGGACACCGGGGCAUCACCCAUGGACAAACCUUGCCUAGAUCUGUUCCAGAAUCGCAUCAGUGCCUUUCAGCAAUCACUACUGGUGGCAAAGAUGCCACAGGUCAAAAGGAGCAUCUGAAUAAUUCCCCCCAAGCCACAGCUGCAGCUGCUGUUGCAGCAGCCAAACGCAAACGCGUCAAAUUCACAUCUUUUGCCACUGUUCUGCCCAAUGAUAAUUCAGGUGGUGGUGGCCCAUACACCAACUCGUCAGUCCUGGUGACGAAUGGGAGUGAAGAUGAUAUCAAGUGGGUGUGUCAGGAUAUGGACCUGGGUCAGUCUGAAAUCAGAACCUAUAUGGAGAGGCUACAAGACAAUCUGUGACUGAUGGGGAAGAGACUGAAUAAGGGAGGUGCAGAGGAUUAGUACAGUAGGGGGGGAGAAUGGACAAUGAGUACAAUUCACCUAUAAUGCCUUUGCAGUGGAUAUAUGAAGGGAGAAAGGGAGAGAUAUGAGAAACUUGAAGGGAAUAUAAAGUGUGACGAUGAGCUUGGAAGAGUAUCUAAGAGACAUUGUGUUGAGUUGGGGAACGCUUACAUUUAGCUUCCCUCAGGCAACGAAAAGCAUCACUAGCUCACACUAAAAUUAAUGGUAGCAAAUAAUAAAUAACUUUAUGAGUUUCUUAUGUUUUAUUUAUUGUGAAGAUAUUAGUGUAAAACCAAUAAUAAAGUCACUAUUGUUUUAAAUGUUUCCUUUCAGAAAAUUAGUAAACCAUUGUAUAGAUGCAUACAGUAAAUUCAGGGUAUGUUAUUAGACAUUUGUAAGCCACUUUACAUUUAAAUGAGGAUGGGAAGAACUUAGGUCAUGUCCUGCCUUCAGAAGUCUUUUUUACUCAUGUGGUAUAUUGCCAACAUUUUCUGUGGCCGUUGAUUAACCAUUGAUCUACUUUUGAUACACAAACCUGUCAUUUACCUACAAGUCUGCCGAACGGUUCUGUAACAAAUCACCGAGUUCUCUGAUGAAUAUGUGUUGUUGGUUUAUCAUGUGACCCAUUUCUUAUGGCAUUUCUCAUAAGUAAUAUGUGAAAUGUAAUAAAUAUAUAUAUAGUCCAAGUACUCAACUAGAAAUUCAGGCAUUUUGCAGUUACUAGUGGGAAUUGCCAUUCAGCUCUGUAUUCAGGCAAUCGUGCUCGUUCUUGAAACCUGAGAGUUGGAAUGUGAUACGUCUUACAAAAGACUGUUUCUCCCUUGGAUCCAAGACAGAGGCAUUUAUUCUUGCACAAUUACAAACAGGAAAGGACAUUAGCCAUAUUUGAGGCUGAAUUUCUGUUUUCUGAAACCCUGCAGCCAAUGAUGGCUUUCUCCCCCUAUCCAGAACCACUCCUGUCAUCCCCCGGCCCAUCUCCUUGUCUGUGAUUGGACAACAGUAGAACCUUUGUGAACUUAAAAAGAAAAAAAGGAGAAAAAAAGAGAAAGAAAAAACACCACACAGUGAAAUACUGAGUGUAAGGGGACUGACUGAGGUGUCUCAUAUAAAGAAGGAAGCUGGUUGGGCUUCGGAAAGCCUGACUGAGCACUUAAUAAUGAAGAUUAUUAAAAAAAAAAAGUACCAUGUAGGCAACCAGACAGACAGUAAUACCUACAGUGCUGAACAUGGAGCUAACACUGAGCUACAUGCUCCUGAAUGACAUGUGAAUGGAUAUCUGAUAAAUAGAUAUGGAUGCGUACCAACCUGUUGAAUAUUAUUGUGAAUAUAUUGUUUUCCCUUUUGUUUGUUCUUUUUGAUAAAUAGAAGGUUUUAUGUUUUUCUUUAUGUUUUUUUUCCCUAAUUUGGGAAGAUAUUAACUGUAGCUUUUAAUUUCAGAGAUUUAUUAAGAUUUAAGAAUAUAUGAUCCUUUGAUUCUUUUCUUUUUUUCUCUCUCUCCUAGACACCUAUUUAUUUAAAUUGACGUUUGAGAGGGUGAGGAAGGAAAGACAGGGCAAGGACAAAGACCGAAAGUAAUAGGCCUGCUGGUGAAUGAUAGCACAUAAAACAAUAAGUGGAAAGAAGGACUCAGAACAGGCAGAGGUUGCCUCACCUUCAUUAAGCUCAGGUGACGAGUUAUGAAGAACCGACAAUAAAAAAGAAGAACUGUAAGAUGUUAAGAUUGCAAUAUUUAUUUAUAAAUGUGUUACUGUUUCAGAGUACACUGUAUGUUGUAAAUAAAUAAACAUGCUUCAAAGUGCUUGUGAAUAAGAUUGCAGGCCACUAGCCAACAACUUGGUGAUAUUUUGUACAUUUUACAGUGCAAAUAUGGUACACAAUACUAUCUACCACCACAAUGUGAAAGUGAUCUUAUUGGUUCUUAUUUUCUAAAGAUGUUCCAGUCUCUACUUCAAGUAUUGAAUGAGUUCUUGUCUUUGUACAGGGUAGAAAUCAGUUUACCUCCAUGAGAUGUAAAAAUGGAGGCCAUCGCACUCAGAAUGGUUUGAGAAUGGCGAGUCUCAGAGGUCCAUUUAGGAGAGCAAAUAAAAACCAACUGUUGGGGUGUUUUUUUUUUAGUGGGCUCAUCGAAGAGAAAACAAGGGCAGGAUUUUGAUUAUUAUAAGCAUCUCUAUUUUCAAUCAUUUCUUAAACAAGAAACAUUUGAAAACCAAAUCCCAAAUGAUUUAUGGGAAUAAAACGAAAUGGUAGCUUAAACAGACACAGAUAAGAGACCUGAGCUGAUGCCAAAUGGGCAACAAAAUCUGCCCCAUGGCCUCCACCAAAGCAAUAGAUACUUUGACUGAUGAUGACAACUAUACUGUAUGUUCUGGACACAUUACUGUAUCUAGCCUUCUCUACUCUCAAAUGUAGUUAUAAGACUGCUGUGCUCAAAAGGAACAGUCAAUAGAACUAGUUCAAUAGUCGCUUAAGGUAUAAGUGUAGCAAUGUUCUCAGAUGAAAAACCUUUCUGAACACGCUGUGAAUGUAUCCAUACUUUACAGCUUUGGAAAUCCGUUUUACCUUUUUUUAUUUUAAAAACUGUAUAAAUGUCAAAUUAAAAAAAUACAAGGCUACUUAUGAGCGGUUGCGUUGAAGGUGUUUCAGGAAGAAAUACAUGUAGUCUGUAAAAAAUAAUAAAGUGUCGGUGAAGAGAACAAUUCACUACAUGCUUAUUAAACUACUGCUGAACUUUGGGACAUGUCCUGGGAGAAAUAGUUUUAACUUAUUCUUCUACACCCAUCAGGGAUAAUCUAAUAUUAUGAGGUCAUUACUUCAUGAUAUAAAGCGCCUUGACGUGACUGUUGUUGUGAUUUGGCUAUAUGAAUAAAACUGAAUUGGACUGAACUGAAUUGCCACAGUUGCUGGCUUCUAGAGGGCAGAGUUCAUUCAUGUGAAUUUGGUUCCAUCAGUAACAUUUCAUAGAUUUAGACACAGAACUGUAAGUGCAGAAUCAAGAUACCGUUUUAAUUUUGUUCUUCUCAGAAAUUGUCUUUGUUGGCAUACAGGUAAAUUAAUGCCUUAUAUCGUAUGCCAAUUUUUUAAAUUUUUUAACAAAAGCUGUUUUUUGUUUAUUUGUUUUGUUUGUUUGUUGUAGUUGCACUUAGUAAGAUGAUUAGGCCUACAGUGUGUCUUUUUUGGUCAGUCAGGAACAGUUGCCUUAUUUUUCUGACAGAAAGGAAGCAAUGCUUUGUUUUCAGGAAAGUUGUCCGACUUUGCAGACUUCCCUUGUCAUUCCCAAUCUUGCUAUAGCACUCCAGUAUCGCACCACUCAGACAGUAUAAAAGAUGGGAGCAGCUUCUGGUUCCUGAAACAUGAAGCCAGUGUGGAAGUGCCUUAAAGCGCAUUCGAGCUGAAGGCUGCUGAAUGACAAUAGCUGUGCUUGCAAAGACUUACUUUCCUAUACAAGUCUAUGGAAAACUGGCUUUCUGCCUUGACCUCUGUAAACACACCUGAUGUGUUUAUGGGCUCAGUCACUAUUUUGGGUCACAUUCAAUAAAAAAAUAAGUCAAUUUUAUAAAUCUCGGCCACACAAAAUCUUGGUCUUAUUAAAAAAGAGGAUUAUCCACAGUACGUUCUUGUCAAAUACACGUUAGCUGAUGACUUGUCAAUCACGUCGUCAGCCAAUGAGCAACACAGUAGCUACGUCCACCUUUCAUACUGGCUGUGAUUCCAGUUAAAUCAUCUCCAAGUUGUUUUCAGACCCAUGUACAUUCUAAAAAUAUGCAUUUUUCACUAAAAACAAACAAAAACUAUUUCUCUUGGAUAAAGCCGGAUAACAGCAGUAGCUCUGAUAAGCAAGCAGAAACAUACUAAUAUAGAAGGUACAUUUGACCCCAUAGGCACAGGUUAGAUUUUACAAAAGGUGUUAAACUGUUAUGUAGUCUCACAUGGGCAGCAGCUGAUUAUACUACAAGUAGAGGAGGUACUAGCAGAU
Molecule: messenger RNA, 7477 nt
Organism: Archocentrus centrarchus (flier cichlid)
Lineage: Eukaryota; Metazoa; Chordata; Actinopteri; Cichliformes; Cichlidae
Product: transmembrane protein 132C
Exons: 15
Coding region: 154-3462 (1102 amino acids)
Source: RefSeq, a predicted model, not a curated record